Messenger RNA from Anneissia japonica, 568 nucleotides. RefSeq lists its product as uncharacterized. The annotation marks the transcript as partial. NCBI's taxonomy places the organism in Eukaryota, Metazoa, Echinodermata, Crinoidea, Comatulida, Comatulidae. The record is from RefSeq and is a predicted model, not a curated record. The transcript has 4 exons.
UUUGUUUGUUCAGCUCAGCUGUUCUACGUGCCUCUUACCAUAUGCUUAUUUUUUAAUUUCAUUUAGAAUUUGAAGAAUGAGAUUCAGUCUUGCUCCCAAAACAUCUCAAUGGGCAAAUUUUAUGAUGGCAAGUCCACGUGUCCCGGUUUCUCACAUACAACAAAUACAUCAAUUGAGGGAAGGCUACCAGAUGAACCAAUACAAAACGUUACUAUAAGUCAUUACAGUGCACAAUAUAUUCAAGAUGAUGGUUCUGUUUUAUCUAACACAUUCACUGGUCUUAAUAUCUCAUUUGAUUUGGAUCCAGCAGGAUAUGGUCUUUAUCAAGGAGCUAUCAUCGAGAUUACAGGAAUUGCAUUUCAAAGAACGCAUUUUGGUCAACAAGGUUGCUUUUUUCUAAGUUUUGAUGGUGUCCUCAAUAGGUCUGCUGUAGUCUUGUCAAAUAAUAAAAUAAAACGAAUAUUCUUUGACUGUGCUAGGCAGCUUGCACCAGCAACGACAUACCUUAUUACCAUCAAAAUGGCACCAUUUUUAACCAAAUACUUCAAAAUCUAUUAUCAGAUACCAA